Chenopodium quinoa (quinoa) is the source of this 462-nucleotide messenger RNA. RefSeq lists its product as uncharacterized. The coding region runs from base 1 to 462 and encodes 153 amino acids. The transcript has a single exon. The record is from RefSeq and is a predicted model, not a curated record. NCBI's taxonomy places the organism in Eukaryota, Viridiplantae, Streptophyta, Magnoliopsida, Caryophyllales, Amaranthaceae.
AUGGAAGGAAAACUUCUAUCUACUCCAGGCAAGGAAGUGCUUAUUAAGGUUGUGGCUCAAGCAAUACCAACGUAUAUGAUGAGUAUCUUUAAGCUCCCUGAUGGCCUUAUAGAAGUGAUUCAUGCAAUGCUAGCUCGAUUUUGGUGGGGGUCCACGGAUACUGCUAAUAAGCUACAUUGGCAACGGUGGGAGCUUCUAUGCUGGCCUAAAGCUGAAGGUGGAAUGGGGUUCCGGGAUGUGAAAGUUUUUUAUCAAGCCCUCCUUGCUAAGCAGACUUGGCGCUUGCAUCAUAACCCGGGUACGUUUAUUCACUCUGUAUUGAAGGCAAAAUAUUUCAAGAAUUGUGAUGUGCUUGCGGCUAGUAGGGGUUACAAUCCGAGCUACGUUUGGAGGAGUAUGUGGGGUGCUAGAGAAUUGCUUCUGGAGGGUCUCAAAUGGAGAGUGGAAAUGGUAGUGAGAUAA